AUGAGGGCGGGCGGGGAAGCGCCGCACCAGGUGCUGGGCCGGCUGCGGUUCCUGCUGCAGUGCAGCGAGUGCUUCCGCCGCGCCCGGGCGCUGCCCGCCGCGCUCUGCUACGUGCCGCGGGAGGUGCAGUACAAGAUCUGCAAGGACCCCUCGGCCGCCGCGGCCGCCGCCGCUCGCAGCCUGCUCAGCGUGUGGGACAGCCCGGGGCCGGCGCGGGGCGGCAAGCGGGCGGCGCGGGCCACGAUCGAGGUGCGGAAGGGCGGCUGCCUGCGCGCCACCGGCGAGGAGUACUGCAACAGCGCCGGGCUCUGGGUCAAGCUCAGCAAGGAGCAGCUGGAGGAGUACCGGAGCGGCUGCGAUCUUGAGGAGGGAUGGGUGCUGGUGUGCAAGCAUGCCGACGGCGGGGACCGGCUGGUGCCUGUGGAGUCCACGGAGCGGAUCCAGCGGCAGCAGCAGCUGUUCGGGGUGGAUUACAAACCCGUCAUCAGAUGGGAGCAGGUGGUGGAUCUGACAUACUCCCUGCGCCUCGGAGCAAAGCCCAGGCCCAUGGAGCAGGAUGAGGCUGCAGUAGAGAAGCUUCGGUUUGUGCCCCCAACAUGGACUUACGAAUGUGAUGAGGACCUGGUGCAUUUCCUGUAUGACCACAUUGGGAAGGAGGAUGAGAACUUGGGCAGCGUUAAGCAGUACGUGGACAGCAUCGAUGUCUCAUCCUACACGGAGGACUUCAAUGUGUCAUGCCUGACCGAUAGCCAUGCCGACACAUACUGGGAGAGUGAUGGGUCCCAGGGCCAGCACUGGGUGCGGCUCAACAUGAAGAAAGGCACCAUUGUCAAGAAGCUGCUGCUGACAGUGGAUACCACUGAUGAGAACUUCAUGCCCAAGCGGGUCGCUGUGUAUGGGGGCGAGGGGGACAAUCUGAAGAAACUGAAUGACGUCGGCAUUGAUGAGAGCUAUAUUGGGGAUGUGUGCAUCCUUGAGGACAUGACAACACACCUGCCUGUCAUUGAGAUCCGGAUUGUGGAGUGCAGAGAUGAUGGGAUUGAUGUUCGUAUCCGAGGCAUCAAAAUCAAAUCUUCUCGACAGAGGGACUUGGGGCUCAGUGCUGACAUGUUCCAGUUGCCCAAUUUGGUGCGUUACCCUCGCCUAGAAGGGACUGACCCUGACCUGCUGUACCGACGGGCUGUGCUCAUUCAAAGGUUCAUCAAACUCCUUGACAGUGUCCUGCAUCACUUGGUGCCCGCCUGGGACCACACUGUUGGCACAUUCAGCAAGCUCAAGCACAUCAAGCAGUUCUUGCUGCUGUCCAAGAAGCGCACAGCUCUCAUUACCCAGUGUCUGAAGGACUCGGAGACCAGCAAGCCCAACUUCAUGCCUAGACUCUACAUUAACCGACGCCUGGCCAUGGAGCACCGGGACAACCCUGCCCUGGACCCCAGCUGCAAGAAUGCUGUCUUCACCCAGGUAUAUGAAGGUCUGAAACCCUCUGACAAGUUUGAAAAGCCUCUAGAUUAUAGGUGGCCGUUGCGUUAUGACCAGUGGUGGGAGUGCAAAUUUAUCGCAGAGGGCAUCAUCGACCAAGGUGGUGGUUUUCGGGACAGCCUAGCAGACAUGUCAGAGGAGCUGUGCCCCAGCUCAGCAGACACCCCUGUGCCUCUGCCCUUCUUCGUGCGCACAUCCAACCAGGGUAAUGGCACCGGAGAAGCCAGGGACAUGUAUGUCCCCAACCCCUCUUGUAAAGACUUCGCAAAGUACGAGUGGAUUGGGCAGAUCAUGGGAGCAGCUCUGAGGGGCAAGGAGUUUCUGGUCCUGGCUCUUCCUGGCUUUGUAUGGAAACAAUUAACAGGGGAAGAGGUCAGCUGGAGCAAAGACUUCCCUGCUGUGGACUCCGUGUUGGUGAAGCUGCUGGAGGUGAUGGAAGUCAUGGAUAAAGACACCUUUGAGUUCAAAUUUGGGAAUGAGCUGACCUACACCACAGUGCUGAGUGACCAGCGCAUGGUGGAGCUGAUCCCCAACGGCAGCAACACCGCUGUGCGCUACGAGGACCGCAAGGAGUUCAUCCGCCUGGUGCAAAAGGCUCGGCUGGAGGAGAGCAAGGAGCAGAUCAUGGCCAUGCAGGCUGGGCUGCUGAAGGUGGUGCCCCAAGCUGUUCUUGACCUCCUUACAUGGCAGGAACUUGAAAAAAAGGUCUGUGGAGAUCCUGAAGUCACAGUGGAUGCCCUGAAGAGGCUCACCCGGUUUGAGGACUUUGAGCCGCAGGAUACCCGCGUUCAGUACUUCUGGGAAGCACUCAAUAACUUCACCAAUGAGGAUCGCAGCCGCUUCCUCAGAUUUGUCACUGGCAGAAGUCGCCUUCCAGCACGGAUCUACAUCUAUCCAGACAAGAUGGGCUCAGAGACAACAGAUGCUUUGCCAGAGUCAUCCACUUGCUCCAGCACUCUCUUCUUGCCGAACUAUGCCACAAAACAUCUUGUCCUCUCAACUGGAAAAUGCAGCAAUAGCAGCUCCUCCUUACCUUUAUCAUUUUUUCCUUCCUGCCAUCCCUAGAGCCAAGGUAUGUGAAGAGAAGUUGCGCUAUGCUGCCUAUAACUGCGUGGCCAUUGACACAGAUAUGAGUCCAUGGGAAGAGUGAUGUUGCAGCCUUACCAAGCAGCAUGGACAAUUGUUCAAGAAAACCAUGCAGUGGGAAGCAUUCCCUUGUCCCCACGGGAUAUGUAUAUAUAAUAAAUAUAUAGGUGUGAAGCCUGGCUCCCAGCAGUUGACAUGGAGGGUUGGGUCUUCAGCGGGGUGGGAGCUAGCUUGGAUUGUAAAUGUGAUUGCGAUGAUGGAACCCUGGCUGAGCCCUCAUGCAUCAAAAAGCUGGCAGGCUUUUGUAAUUAGUUUCUUCUCCACGUCUUCCUGUAGCUCCACAAUGCUCACUCCUUCCAGGCUGUACUUUGCUCAAACAAAAGUGGGCUAAGGAGACAAAGCUGCACAGCAGCUUGCAGCAUAGGACAGAGAACUGAGCUGCUGCUGAGACUAGGGGGUUGCCAAGAUGCUCAGUGUGUCCUGGUCAUACUCUGUUGCCUUAUUCCUGCUCUCUCAUGAGGUCAGUGGAAAUUAGAUCACUCACCUAGGAUUGAGAAGAAUGGGGCAGGCUGGUGGCAGGUGCUGCAGGGGUGCCUUUGGCCACCAGGUGUCAUAACAGACCUGCACAGCGGGACUGUAGGUGAUUCCAAAGGGACUCCAUGCUUUUACAUCACACAAAAUCUGAGUUCCUGUCAUUCCUGGCACCUCUUACACAGCAGCAACUGCAGGGGAAGCUGCUUCCUCACAGUGAGUGGGAACUGUCUGCUUCCCUUUAGUUCUUUUACUUCUGCAUCCAGCAUGCUGAUGGCCUUGCAGCUGUUCUCCCAGGCUUUUUUAGCCUCAGUUUAUCCCUGAACUGACAGUAUUACAGCUACUCUCUUCUAGUCUCAUGGAGAUCUGCCAUCAGGGCCAAGUUCAUCUUCCAGACUGCAGAGAUUAAAGCAGUAGCAGGCAUGGCAGUGCCAGGCUCUGCUCCCCUCCUCUCAUCCAUGGGAAAGGACAUGGAGGUUUCAGGUGAAUAGGAAAAGCGUUUGCCCUAGGCAGUGUAGAAACCAGAUACCAAGAGUUGGACAUAUGCUCUGUGAGGGAGGAGUGGGCUAUAAAACCUUCACAACUAUUUGGAAGUAUUUGUUGAUCUUCCCAGCUCUGGGCAGGGCUGGUCAUUGCCUAGCACUGGGAGCUGCUUGAUGUUAGUCUGCAUUUAUACCUCCAGCUCCAUCUUCAGCCUGAGUGGUCUGUUGGACCUCCACUACUGUGAGUCACAGGAUCACUGGGAUUGCACUGGAGUGGGGCAGAUGCUGUGAGUUAAGAUUAAUCCUGUCUUAAUGUUUCAUGGCUUUUUCUCCUCUGUUGAAGGAGUCUGUCAUCCAGAAAUCACUUCCAGUUGUAAACAAAGUCCUUCCCUUCGUGAGUUUCUUUUGAAAUGUGUAUUCCUAGAUCUGCCGAGGAGAGUUGUUACUAAAAGGGAUGUAGGACCAGGAAUGAGCAUGUGCUGCCAUCUCCUGCAUCAUGGUGAGUGGAGAGAGCACAGGGUGAAUUAGAGAAGCUGUUUAUGGCAGCCCUUGCCUGCAGCAGGGCCUUUCAUGCUCAGCUGGGUGGGUGUGAAGUCCUAUCUGCUGGAGGAGGUCUUCUGUAAAUCCUAGAGCUGUUCCAGAAUUGAUCUCUGUGGCUUUGUGGCCGAUUUUAGCCACCAGUGUGAAUGGGAACAGGAGCAGAACCAGUGAGAUACUUUUCCGUGCUGGCGGCUGAGUCACUUCCUAGGGUGUCUGUUUUAAAUGGGCAUGAGUAAGCUGGUGAAAGGACUUUGAUCUGCUGGCUUGCCCUCAGUCAGGAGCGUUGAGAAAGAAGCCUGCAGCAGUGAGCUGGGCUUUGAAAUAAGCCAUCAGAAAAGGGACUGACAUUGGGAUGGAAUUUAUACUGCUUUUUCCAACCUUGUCCUCUUACUUCUACUGGACUUCAGCAGGAGGCCACAUUAUUUACUGAGCAGAAUUAGAAGAAGCAAUCAAAUAGACUCUUCUCUUUAUUGCUGGGCAGGGGUUGGUUGGUUGGUAAGUAGUUCAGGGUGGGAUGGAUAAGAUGGCCCUAGUCUCUGGUGGAGGGUGAGCUGAUGUCACCUGUUGGAAUGGGCAGGUUAGGAGCCAGCUAGGGCUGUUUGGGGUGAUCAGUUUUAGGGGAACAAGCACCUCUGGCUCCCCCGCCCUUGGAAGCAACUGCAGCUGAAGGAGGGUAACUGAGGCAAUUACAGAUAUCCAAAUACCCAGAACACUUAGGUUUCUCACUGAGAUGUGUUUAGACAGCUCUGUUCCCUCUCAUUAUCCAUGUACACAGCCCCAGCCUUCCAUAAUGAGGAGAGAGCUGCUGUGCAAGGCGACGCUGAGAGCAGAACCUGGCUGAAGUGGUGGGAUCCUUCCCUAGAAGCAUUGUGGCACCUCUGGGGAUGCUCAAGACUUUUUAUACAGCCCUGGGCACUGUGAUCAACCUUCCAGUCUCAUCCUGCUGGCUUUAGAUCUAGGCCCUCCCUAACCUGAAGCUCUUGAUGACUAUGGAGUUAUCAACUAAUUUUUCCCAUGCUUCCUGAAUUUCUCUACUCUUCCUUCCAGCAAGGUCUUUUAGCGUUUGAGACCUCUUAUUUCCUGCCACUGAGUGCUGCCCAAGGGCUUGCUGGAACUCUGGGGAAAGGAUCAAGCUGGUGACAGGGAUUUCUGUUUACAAAAUACUUGUAGUAACAAGACCUUGCCCCUAGCAGAAAGGGAAUCACCCAGGAUGGUCUGGAUUUAACUCCUACAAGCAUACUGAGAAAAACAUCUUUUUACCAUAUAAGCCAUUGUUUUACUGUCUAUUUUGCGUUAUCACCGUGUGCAUGUUGGAGAAUUGCAGGAAUUGCUGUGGUUGUGUACUGGGGUGGAGAGACCCAUGAAAGCCCCUCUAGUAGGGAGAGGAGCCCAUUGCAGCAGUGAGAUUGUUUGGUGCAUGGUCAGAGGGUCUGGAAAAACAUGGCAGCUGUGAAACAAUGCCAAGAUAACCCACUGAUUGUGCUGUUGAGUUUGCUGUGCAAAGGUAAGCUGGAAAUGGGGAGCUGGGACCUGGCCUGGAUGUCCGCUGCAUGGUCCUCUCCUCUGCAUAGUUUUAAAGCAAAUCAAAAACUGAAUGUCUGCUGUGACAGCCCAGAAAAUUGUGGAAAAGGUCAGCCUGGCUCAACUCUGACCAAUCUCAGGGGCCAAAAAUAGGUGUUAAGUCAGUGCUGGGUCACAUUUCUUCUCUGCUGUCUAAAGCUGUGGGUAGGAACUGUCUCCUAUCGUGUUUCACAAGGCACAAAUCAAGUGCCCCUGCCCUGGAGUCCUGCUGCAUGUGGCCUGGGGCAAGAGAGUCCUGAGUAUCAGGAAGCAGCAGCUGCGUGUCCUCGCCCCAACAACCAGUCUCAAAUCAGUGGAGAUCGAUUUUCAAGCCAGUGCCAUCCUAAGGAAGGUGCUGGUGUCUCUGUGCUGCUAAGGAGCAUCUCCACAUGCCAGAGCUGCAGCUCUACAGGGUGGGUAGGGGUGAGCUGGGGGAGGGAGUGAUGUCAUCAUGGUUCCAUGUAACCACUUGCUCUCUCCUGCCUUCAACUUGCUGGAUUGUGAUAGAAUAGUUUCAGGUGAUUAAUAACACACAUGUAGUCUAGCUGUUCUUGUUAUGCUACUAUUACCCUGGAGUAUGACAAACUCUUAGUAGUUUGACAGGUUGUGUCUGUCCCUGCCUCGUGUAGGAUCUAGAAUAAAGUGAAUGAACUAACUGC
Messenger RNA from Serinus canaria (Common canary), 6337 nucleotides. RefSeq names its product HECT domain E3 ubiquitin protein ligase 3 (gene HECTD3). NCBI's taxonomy places the organism in Eukaryota, Metazoa, Chordata, Aves, Passeriformes, Fringillidae. The coding region runs from base 1 to 2544 and encodes 847 amino acids. The record is from RefSeq and is a predicted model, not a curated record. Gene Ontology annotation, molecular function: ubiquitin-protein transferase activity. The transcript has 21 exons.